GCGCAGUGCCGCGGCCCAGGGAAAGGGGCGGAGCCUCCCCACCGCCGCCUCACGGAUCCGCCGCCAUCUUGUUUCUCGGCCGCUAGGCGCUCGCUCCGCUCUGGUCGUCCCCUCCCCCUCCUUCCCGCCUCCCUGCAGCCGGGCCGGAGGCAGCGCGGACGCCGGGCGGAGGCGGCGGAGGUCGCGGCGCUGGCUGCCCCGUUAUCAGAAUGUCCACGGAUGGUGGCUUCGGCACAGCUAGCAACAGCGAUGCUCAGCAAAGCCUUCAGUCCUUCUGGCCACGAGUCAUGGAGGAGAUACGCAAUCUCACAGUGAAAGACUUCAGAGUUCAAGAACUGCCCCUGGCUCGUAUUAAGAAGAUAAUGAAGCUAGAUGAAGAUGUGAAGAUGAUUAGUGCUGAAGCUCCUGUGUUGUUUGCCAAGGCAGCUCAGAUAUUCAUCACGGAAUUGACGUUGCGAGCGUGGAUACACACUGAAGAUAACAAACGCAGGACUCUGCAGAGGAAUGACAUUGCCAUGGCAAUUACAAAGUUUGAUCAGUUUGACUUUCUCAUUGAUAUUGUUCCAAGAGAUGAACUGAAGCCUCCAAAGCGCCAGGAAGAGGUGCGUCAGGCUGUGACCCCAGCUGAACCUGUACAGUAUUAUUUCACCCUUGCUCAGCAGCCUGCUGCGGUGCAGGUUCAGGGGCAACAGCAAGGACAACAGACCACCACAUCUACAACUACUAUCCAGCCAGGACAAAUCAUCAUCGCCCAGCCACAGCAAGGGCAGACCACUCCCGUGACAAUGCAGGUUGGAGAAGGUCAGCAGGUACAGAUCGUGCAGGCGCAGCCGCAAGGACAAACGCAGCAGGCUCAGAGUGGAACUGGGCAGACCAUGCAAGUCAUGCAGCAGAUCAUCACCAAUACAGGAGAAAUCCAGCAAAUACCGGUUCAGUUGAAUGCUGGCCAGCUGCAGUAUAUCCGCUUAGCCCAACCUGUGUCAGGCACCCAGGUAGUCCAGGGGCAGAUCCAGACGCUUGCAACCAAUGCACAGCAGAUAACGCAGACAGAAGUCCAGCAAGGACAGCAGCAGUUCAGCCAGUUCACAGACGGACAGCAACUCUAUCAGAUUCAGCAAGUGACCAUGCCUGCAGGCCAGGACAUUACCCAGCCCAUGUUCAUUCAGUCCACCAACCAAACCUCAGACGGCCAAGCCACGCAAGUGACGGGGGACUGAACGGUGAUGUUGCAGCAAAUAUUCGCGCUGCGUGGAAAUGAAUGUGUACCAGCUUGACGUUUGCCAUACCAGCCUGGUUUGAUGAAUACAUCUGCUUCUGUGUAUCUGUACUUGAUAUUAAGCCUAUAGUAGGCUGUGAUCUCUGGUGCACUCUACACCUUCCUCUGGUGGGUAUGAGAGAAUAUCCAGCAGAAACUGACAAGGAUGCAAUAUUUUUUUUAUUAUUAUUUUAGAAAUCAAUAUUUCAGUGUAUUCAGCUGCUUGUCCAACCUCAUAAAACUGAAGAGAGUUAAUCAAAAGGAAUUAUAGCAUCUCAUUGAACAAUGUGUAAACUGUUUUAUCUAGUAAAAUUAUUAAAGGGUACUGCAUCUGGUUUGUCCCAAGAGAUUUAUUCCUGGUAUUCUGUUUGUACUCCUCUUUGAAUAGAGCUAGAUUCAGUCCUCCCAUCCUGGUGGUUUAUUAGGGGUGUAUGGGGGGAGUGUGUGUGUGUUAGGUUUUCCUCUCCUGCCUCCUUUUUUGGAAAGCCUCAGCAUUGGAUAUAUGCAGCUGGGGGGAAGGGAGUAGGGAAGGAAUAAUUAAAAUGAAAACAAAAAACAUUCCUUAUAUUAUGAUUGUAUUUUCUAAGGGCAAAAGAUUUUUUUGAUUUGGCCUGGUUUAUUCCAGAAACACUAAAGGAAGUCUGGACAAACCCCAGCCCUGUUGUUAACUGUUGUACUAGCUUCAGUCGAUGCAUGUAAUAUAAGCUUCGUAAAAUGAAAUAAAUUUUCUUUGUAAGAUAA
This is a messenger RNA of Dromaius novaehollandiae (emu), 1996 nucleotides long. RefSeq names its product nuclear transcription factor Y subunit gamma (gene NFYC). The record is from RefSeq and is a predicted model, not a curated record. The coding region runs from base 210 to 1217 and encodes 335 amino acids. Gene Ontology annotation, biological process: regulation of transcription by RNA polymerase II. Gene Ontology annotation, cellular component: nucleus; CCAAT-binding factor complex. Gene Ontology annotation, molecular function: DNA-binding transcription activator activity, RNA polymerase II-specific; protein heterodimerization activity; RNA polymerase II cis-regulatory region sequence-specific DNA binding. The transcript is spliced from 10 exons. NCBI's taxonomy places the organism in Eukaryota, Metazoa, Chordata, Aves, Casuariiformes, Dromaiidae.